Molecule: messenger RNA, 1068 nt
Organism: Papaver somniferum (opium poppy)
Lineage: Eukaryota; Viridiplantae; Streptophyta; Magnoliopsida; Ranunculales; Papaveraceae
Exons: 3
Coding region: 1-1068 (355 amino acids)
Source: RefSeq, a predicted model, not a curated record
AUGUAUGCUAGUAACACAGUGAGUCCCUCUACUAAUUUUAUAUCCAGAAAUAUUCAAAGUACGGUGUCUCAAGCUGACAAUAAUUUUCUCACUGCCAGACCUGAUAUGUUAGAAAUUAAAGCUGAUGUGGGUGACAUGAAUGCUAAUGGAGCUCCUGGACCUGAUGGUUUUAGUGGUACCUUCUUCACUUCUUUCUGGGAUACAGUAGGUACUGAUGUGAUUAAUUCAGUACAAUUUUUCUUUCAAAAUGGCUGGCUCAUUCCUAAUGCCAACCCUAGUCAUGUUAUUAUCAUUCCUAAAGAUCCUGGGGCUGAUGUUAUUGAAAAGUUUCGUCCAAUUGCUAUGGGAAACUUCCAUUUCAAAAUUACUGUGGGCUAUGGUUUUUGUGAAAAAUUUGUUGGGUGGAUUCGUACUAUUCUUCACUCAGCUAGGAUGUCUAUUGUGGUAAAUGAAAAGGCUAUGGAUUACUUUGGGUGCAUUAGAGGAGUCCAUCGGGGUGACCCUGUAUCUCCCAUUCUUUUUUGUUUGGCUGAGGAUGUCUUAAUCUGUGCAAUUUCUAAUGCUUUUAAGCAAGGUCUGGUGCAUCACAUCUCCUCUCCGAGAGGUACGAUUUCUCCUUCUCAUGUACUUUACGCAGAUGACAUCAUGGUUUUUUAUAGAGGUACUAAGCGAGAUGUGCAAGCUCUUAUGAAUAUUUUUGAAGAAUAUGGUAAUAACUCUGGUCAGUUUAUUAGUGCAGCUAAAUGCACAAUCUAUUCAAGUAAGCACAUUUCUGAUAGAAUCUCUAAUAUUAUUGCUUCUUAUAAUAUACCGAUGGGUACUCUACCUUUUUGUUAUCUUGGAGUUCCAUUUUUUUCAAGGUGGCCUAUAUCUUGUAUUAAAACUCAUGAGAAGUGGAUUCACAAUUUUGUGUGGUCUGGUGAUAUUAACACGAUUCAUCACAACUCCGUGGCUUGGGACAAGGUGUUUCUCCCUGAGAAUCAAGGUGGUCUAGGAAUUAAGUCUAUGAAAAGCCUAGAUAAUGAUUUUCUUAUGAAAAUGACAUGGAAGACGAUGAUUGAAAACUAG